GUAUGAACAUAACAAAACUUGAAAAGUCCAUAGUUCAUACAUUAGCUCUGUGGGAUCCCACUGUCAACAAUUCCCAGUCACCUUUAACCCUCAAAUAGUGCCUCAGAGAAACCAAAAGCUUUACUUUGAUCAAGCUCAACUCCCUAUGAAACUAUUAUUUCUUCCUUUGAUGUAGGUUAGACUUUUUAAAGUAAAGAGUAAAGACAUAAAUAUAGUACCUGAAAUGAAGAAACAAAAAAGCACUCCACAAGCCGACACCAAACAAGGCCACCUUCAUCCCACCAUCUACAUCACUUUCUUACAUGUUUUAUUUCUCUUGUCUAGAUAUCAACCACCUUUUCUCUCACACUGCCUUAUACUCUUUCUCUCUCAAGUUGCAACAAAGUUUUCUCUGACUAAGCUGUGACCUCCAUUGUUAUCUUCCACUAGCCUUAGUAUCUCUUAAUUACUCAGACACACUCCCCCAAUACGCUUUGUUCUUCAAUCAUGGCUGCUUUAGUGCUUGCAGUGCUCAUUCUGGCCAUGACUGGCCGCUCAAGUGCCACAUGGUGUGUUUGCAAGGAUAGUCUGGGUGAAUCAGCCUUGCAGAAGACUUUGGACUAUGCUUGUGGAGCUGGGGCUGACUGUAAUCCUAUCCAUUCAACCGGGCCUUGUUUCAACCCCAACACUGUCAGGGCACAUUGCAAUUAUGCUGUUAACAGCUAUUUCCAAAGAAAAGGCCAAGCUCAAGGCUCUUGUGAUUUUGCUGGCACUGCAACUGUCACUGCAUCUGACCCUAGUUCUACUGGCUGUGCCUACCCAUCCAGUGUCAGUACCGCAGGCACCACCACAACACCAACCACUCCUGUCACAACAACUACUCCAUCAAACACCACACCAUCGACCAUGAACCCAAGCACUAACACCCCAACAAGCACAACACCGUAUGGUACAACAACACCUACAGGAGUCUUAGGAGGAGCUGGCACCGGCUUAGGCCCUUCCGGAGCAGGGAUCAACACAGACUACAGUGAUGGAGGAUUUAGGCUCCCAGGCUUCUCUUCCUUCAUAACUCUCUUGUUUUCAGGCUUGAUGCUAUUGUGGGGUUGAAAAAAAACAUUGAGUGAGUUAAUUGUGGGUUGUGUUAGUGAGGUAAGGUAAGGGUGGUCAGUGGUUAUGCUGGAUUUCAAUGUUCAUAAGUUGGUAUCCAUGUGAUUCUCUGCUUUUGUUUAUCUAUGAACAUGUCAUUAGCAUGGCAAUGGGGAUUUUAUUCCUUUUUAAA
Durio zibethinus is the source of this 1261-nucleotide messenger RNA. RefSeq names its product PLASMODESMATA CALLOSE-BINDING PROTEIN 2-like. NCBI's taxonomy places the organism in Eukaryota, Viridiplantae, Streptophyta, Magnoliopsida, Malvales, Malvaceae. The record is from RefSeq and is a predicted model, not a curated record.